AUGAGCAAUGGAAGACUUCCUUCAUCUUCAAAACUGCCACUUCCGCCAGCUACUAUACCAGUGGACCCAGAGAAUAUAGUCGAAGUAUUUGUCGCUGACUAUAAUGGCCUGGCUUUACCAGUCUAUGUUCCAGUAGGGACUAAUCUGGUGGAUCUGUUAGAUGCCGCAUUCGAAAGACCAACUUUUGGGAAAGGAAGUUUUCUAGGCUUUGAAGAUGUGAAUUUGCGGUUGGAUGAUCCUGUGACGGCAGCCGAUGCAACAAGAUGGACGGCCGAUGAACCACUCCGAUUGAAAUUCAAGGUAAGAACAAGCAUCUAUUAG
This is a messenger RNA of Plasmopara halstedii, 321 nucleotides long. RefSeq lists its product as uncharacterized. The record is from RefSeq and is a predicted model, not a curated record. Bases 1 to 321 code for a protein of 106 amino acids. The transcript has a single exon. Lineage: Eukaryota; Oomycota; Peronosporomycetes; Peronosporales; Peronosporaceae.